AUGGCGAGGAGAGAUUUUAUCGAUAUUCUGCUGGCAAUAAUUCUCCCACCUCUCGGCGUCUUCCUGAGGUUUGGUUGUAAGGAGGAGUUCUGGAUCUGCCUUGUGCUCACCCUCUUCGGCUAUCUCCCAGGAAUCAUCUACGCCGUCUAUGUCAUCACCAAGUGA
Dendrobium catenatum is the source of this 165-nucleotide messenger RNA. Its product is annotated as hydrophobic protein RCI2B-like. The record is from RefSeq and is a predicted model, not a curated record. Gene Ontology annotation, cellular component: membrane. Lineage: Eukaryota; Viridiplantae; Streptophyta; Magnoliopsida; Asparagales; Orchidaceae. Bases 1 to 165 code for a protein of 54 amino acids. The transcript has 2 exons.